This is a messenger RNA of Sphaeroforma arctica JP610, 2170 nucleotides long. RefSeq lists its product as hypothetical. Gene Ontology annotation, biological process: Golgi to endosome transport. Lineage: Eukaryota; Ichthyosporea; Ichthyophonida. The transcript has 8 exons. Gene Ontology annotation, cellular component: trans-Golgi network; endosome. The coding region runs from base 50 to 2134 and encodes 694 amino acids. The record is from RefSeq and is a predicted model, not a curated record.
AGCCAACGAAUAUUCCGAUACAACACCGCCCACGAAAGAUGCGUCCAGAAUGAGGUCAGAUUCGGCCCAAAACCUCAAACCCGGGGCCAAAGUCAGCCCCAAUCUGCAGUGCCGGGUGCGUAUCACAGACUCACAGCAGGCGCUGGUGGACAUGCUGCUGCAGUUGGGCAGAGACGGACGCUUCCGCUUUCUCAUACAGGGCAUACGCGAGAUACACACACGCUCCAACUCAAACAGCACACACGCCAGUGCACCCCUCAGUAUCAUCAAGAUUGCUCACCGCAACGAAGCCCUUCUGCUGCAAAUGCUGCUGUGCUGUACCGAACAGUGUGACACGGCGGCUGUCAGCGAUGCGUUGGGGUCGAUUCUGCAGCUGCUGGGAGAGAUCACAUCGUCGACGAACUACCUACCAAGCACCAGUGUGUGUCUGGUCAUCAUCUACACAUUGGCCACAAAGCUGAAGAGCUCUAUGGACCACCGCCACCGUCGGCGUCUGCAAGAACUGUCGUACCGUUUGGUGUCCAUCAUGAUCAACAGUGUGACGCUCAGCAUUGGCCGCGAAAGCACCCUGGCAGCCAAUCAGACCGAAGUAGAGUCCAAAAAAUUGGGACAAGGUGCAGCAGGGAGUGCACCUGGAGGUGCAACCCAGUCCUCUACAUCCCCACGAUCCUGGCCCGCGAGCCGGCAGGUGUCCGACAGCGGCAUCAACUCCCAGUCCUCAACCAAUCAGAACACAGCGCGACAAACCCCGAUCAAUGAAAAAUUAGGCACACGGUUACCUACCCCUGGCACUAAAAGUACACGCAGCGCCGCUGUUAGCCCUCCCGCAAGCUCAGCGGCGGCGGACUACGAUCCUGUGGGUGAAGCACUGGUUGUUCUGCGAGUGUAUGUCAUGGGGACUCUAAAUGCCCUGCAUCAGAAGACAGAAAAGGACCGGGUGACCCUUUAUCUGCAGCCGGUCAUGCCGUCCCUGGCGCCGUUGCUGAAGGCAGGCAACCACGUGAGCUACAAGUACAAGCAGGAGCUAUUGCAGCUGUUCCUGAGUAUCAGUACAUAUGCAUACGCUCUACGUUCAUGGAAGACGGCUAUAUACGAUCUAUUUAUGGACACUAACUACUUCAAAAUCAAGCAAGGACUGAUACCCUCGUGGCGUUUCUUGAUCAAGAACAUGUGCGCUCUCGACAAGCACGUGCUGACCGACAUCAUAGAACAAACCAAGACAAGCAGCGGCCAGUCCACGCUCAAUAUCUUCUCCUCGCAAGCCCAAGAACUGGACAGCAAGAGCCGUUUGGUCAAACGCACAGCCUUUGUCAUCUACUGCGGCACGCAAGACGAGUACUACCAAGACAUCCCCGCCAUCAUGGAAUGCAUUGUCGACUGUCUCAGGCCACCCAGCUCACCCGUGGUGCAGGAGCGUGUGUUCUUGCUGUUCAGGAUUAUGCUGCUGCGAAUGAGCGAGCAACACCUCUUAGCCUGGUGGCCCACAGCCCUGACGGAAGUGGUGCGCGUGCUGGACCGUGCGCUCACGCAGUGCCGUAACCAUGGCAACGGACCCUUGGCCUCCGCGUCUGCGAUGAACCGCAACUCGACGUCGAGUCUAAGGACGUCGCCAGUGACCACUAAGCGUUCCAUGGGCCACAUGGAUCUGUUCACUCCCGAUGAUUUGCACCUGUUGCUGGGCGCCUGCAAGUUUGUGGACUUGAUGAUCCUGUUGCCAGUGCAAAUCUGUCAUCUGCAUCAGUGGAUGUUUGUGGAUGAGAUCAUCCACGAAGCACCCAACACCCCCACCCCCCAAUCACAGCUGUCUGUGCCCACCAAACCCAACAACCCUACCACCCAAGCACCUGCCGAUAGGGAUCUGGGUGUGUUUGCGUCCUAUAUGGCCCGCCUCAGCGAUGCCCUGAGCGACGGUAUAAGCCCAGACAUAGGCGCCAGUGGGGUGGAGUUGGCGGACUUCGAGCAUGGCGCGAGAGGCCCCUUGCUGACUAUGAGAGAGGUGUCGAGCGCAAGCGAUCUGGUGCCGUUCUUCAGUACUGUGAGUGCAUUCAAUAUCGCCGCAGAUGUGACCAGGAGUAUACCGGACUACGCCAGCAUACAGGCGAUUAUUGAUAUAGAGUUCACGGAGGCGAGUUAGGGCUGAGCUGGUGGUUGAAGUGGAUUUAGUGGCCUU